AUGGAUGAGCAGCGUAUGUCCUCCCUUGAGGCGGAAGUGCAUCAUGGCAUUGAUGUUAUUGUGAAGCUUACACAGUUUAGUGGCGGUAAAGAUAGCGUUUUAGAGUUAAUUAAGAAAGAAAUUGAGAGGCUUGAAAAGCAGCAUAAAGACUGUGAAAAGUCUCCGCAGCCUCAUGCCUCUUCUGACUGUCCUCAGCAUAAACUGCUUGAGGAGCUUAAAGAGAAACUUGAGACAUUAACUCAGAAUAAAGAUAAUAGUAAUUGUGAAACAUUAUUAAAUAACCUCUGUUCUGGCUUGGAGAAGUUCCUUGGUUACCAAGAAACUUCCAAAGGCUACGACGGCACUGGCAUCGUGUACUCGGACCUCGACAGGCUCUGCGACGGGGUGAUGUCUUUCCUUCAUGGAGUUUUAGAUACUGUGAGGGAUGAUGAGAGUGUUAAAACGUACGAUGAUUAUAUGAGAAAUAACGGUCAAGAUGAUUUACAUACUGUCCUUCAACAUCUCCAAUCUUCGAUUGGCCAGGGACGCAGUGUCUUUGGUGAGCGGGUUGAAGAGGUGAACGGAAGAACAUUGAGCGUUAUAAAUGCUUUAGGUGAGUUGAUCACUGAUAAAAUAGAUUCAUAUGCUACUAAUGUUCUUUCAGGUCAUCCAAGCAAGGAGCUUCAACAGCAGUUGAGGGAGUGGACUUCCGUUCUUGGCAGCAUAAAUGAUCACAUUAAAAGCAACAUAAUCACUAAUGUUGCUAAAUUAGACCCCGCACUUGGCGAAAAGAUAAUGCGUAAAAUUGAGCCCGUGCAAAGGGUGGUGGAGCAGUUGAGGGGGGUGGCUGGGAAUGAUGAGGUGGUGAGGGGAGUGGUACUCGUGGAUGAGCAUUUGGAAAAGCAGCGGGACUAUGUUUUGGCAAAAAUUAAUAGUGAAUCGAAGGAUUUUGGGGAUAAGGUAGAAGGGGAAUUCUGGAAACUUGAUAAAAAGGUUAAGGGUCUGGAAAAAACGAAAAUCACGCAUUUCACAGAUAUCUAUGGACGCCUGAAGGAGGUUCACGAAUUUUUUGGUGACGAUUUUGAUAUCAAGUAUAAGAAGAAAAUAGAUGGACUGUUUUCUGAGUUAGCAAAUAAAAUGACACAAAUAGAUCCUAAAAAUAGUAAUAGUAAUGACGGUAAUAUAUCUAUACUUAAAGAAAAGUUUGAGAAAGUGAAAUCUGAUAUUGAUCUAAUUGGUACUGAGGUGGACGGCGAAGUUGCCGACUUGUCAACGUGGAAGACAGAGGCUGAUAAGGUUGUGAAGGAAGCGAAAAAGAAGUGUGAGGAGAUCAUUGCCAAACUUUCAGACGACGAGAAAAGCAAAAUUGCAGGUCCGGCUGGACAGUUAAGACAGAAGGCCACUCAGCUUUUGGCUGCAUCUGUCGACGCAAAGCGGGGAGUUACCACAGCUGUGCAAGACGCUGUCAGAAAAUUCGCCGCGUUAGAUGGUAUGGUGACUCAGGGAUUGGAGAAUUUUAAAGGGAAAAUUACGCCUACAAUUAGUGGCUGCUUAACCAAUUUGAAAGAUAUAGAUUUUGCCGGUGGCCGGGUAAUAAAACUUGGCACGUUGUCAACUAAAGGUCAUGUGGGAGAGUGGCUUAAAAAUAACUUGCAGAGUAGUAGUGGUUUGAACGGUGCAUUUAAAUCUCUCGGUCAAGAUAAUGAGUCCAUUCUACAAAGCAUUUUUAAUGUGCUGAAAGUAGAAAAUAUAGUGAAUGGUCAAAGAGAUGUCACAUUUUUUAAAGCAUUGGAUGAAGAUAUACACAAUGCUAUUAAGGACAUUAUAAAUUUGAAAAAUCUGAGCGACCCUAUGCAGUCUCUUCGUACCGAGUUAAAUGGAGAUGGUCUUCAUAGGGCAGUGAGUGGUAUUACAGUGAAGGUCAAAGAUCUUACUGAUCAAGUAAAUCAGCAAGCAGAGUCUUCUUUGAUAGACGGUUAUUUUGACGGCAUUUGGAAUGCGCUAGAUGAUCUCUGCAGUGGAGUUCAAAACCUAGUCGAAACAACCGGAAACGGCGGUAUAAAGAAGGACGGUGUCAAUCCACGUCUGAAUGAGCUUGAAAAGGGGCUUCAGACAACCAAGCUGCGUGAUUCUAAAAAUGGGCUUCAUGAUAUUCAUGCUCACCUUGGUCAGUUACAAAUCAGGAUUGCCGAGGUGACCAAAGCUGAUGCCAGUACAAAAGUGGCUGAUAUCAUUGCCGAACUUGAAGGCCUGCCCGAACUGCUUAAUAGGAAGAGAUCAGACGCGGGAAGGAACAUGGAUGAUUUGAGAAUGCAACUUACACACCGACUCAAAAUUGUUGAAACAAACAUACAAUAUGCCGAUACAUUUAUUCAAAGGGCUAUUAAAACCGUCCAACAAUCUCUUCAAUUAGCUCAUCACAAUAUAACUGAAUUGCUCUACCACCUCACGAAUACCGUCCUCAAGGCCACUGACCAAGCCUUCCAAAAAAGUUACCGAUGA
This is a messenger RNA of Babesia ovata, 2481 nucleotides long. RefSeq lists its product as uncharacterized. Bases 1 to 2481 code for a protein of 826 amino acids. The record is from RefSeq and is a predicted model, not a curated record. NCBI's taxonomy places the organism in Eukaryota, Apicomplexa, Aconoidasida, Piroplasmida, Babesiidae. The transcript has 2 exons.